Messenger RNA from Debaryomyces tyrocola, 2058 nucleotides. The record is from the annotation of a GenBank genome assembly. NCBI's taxonomy places the organism in Eukaryota, Fungi, Ascomycota, Pichiomycetes, Serinales, Debaryomycetaceae.
AUGGAGAAGAUUGAUUUGUCUACCAAUUCUAAAAAAAUUAAAGAAGCUUACGAAAAAGUUGUUAGGGGGGACCCUUCUUCGAAUUACGUGGUUUAUACCGUCGAUAAAAACUCUAGUUUAGAAGUAAGUGAAAGCGGAGAUGGUUCUUUAGAUGAAUUUAUUGAACACUUUGAAGAUGGAAGUGUUCAAUUCGGUUUAGCCAGAGUUAUUGUUCCUGGAUCGGAUGUUUCAAAGAACUUGCUCGUUGGAUGGUGUCCAGAUAAUGCACCAGCGAAAUCAAGAUUAUCAUUCGCAAACAAUUUUGCUGAUGUCUCUAACGCAUUUAGUGGAUAUCAUGUUCAAGUCACUGCUAGGGACCAGGACGAUUUAGAUGCUGAAGAAUUUUUGCAUAGAGUUUGUGCUGCGGCAGGGGCGAGAUAUUCUAACCAGACAUCGUCCAAGCCAGCUCCCAAGCCGGCUGCUUCGAAGCCAUUUGUUGCUAAGUCUACACCAAAGCCGGCUCCUUCUAAGCCAUCGGUUCCAAAAAGUACUGGUAAACCAAUCUCCCCAAUUACUCCGAAGCCAACCAUUCCGAAGCCUGCUGCCUCAUCUUCCAAUAAUGAUGACGGAUGGGGUGAUGAAAAAGAAAUUGAAGAAAGAGAUUUUGAAAAGAAGCCAUUGGAAAAUGUCCCAUCUGCUUACAAGCCAACUAAGGUUGAUAUUUCUGAAUUGAGAAAGCAAAAAUCAGACACCAUCUCUUCGCAACCAAAGCCAUUUGCCUCGCAGGAUAAGUCCGAUGAAACCAGCAAAGCUGACGAUGAGCCAAAAUCGUUAUCCAACAGAAUGAAAACCUUUAAAAGCAAUGACACUUCAGAUGGCAGAAUGACGUCAUUACCUAAGCCUAAGGUCAACCAUUCGGUGGCAUCUCGUUUUAGUCCAGCAAAUACUUCUUCAAAAAGUCCUUCAUUUGGUUCCAAACCUGCGGUUGGUUAUGGUUCUGCUAAUGAUAACAAAAAGGAUAAAUUAGUUGGUGGGUUAUCCAGAAAUUAUGCUGCUGAAGGUGGGAAGACACCAGCUCAACUUUGGGCUGAAAAGAGAGGUCAGUAUAAAUCUGUUGAGUCUGAAGACAAGGAAACUCAAAAUGAAACGUCUGAAUUAGCUGAUAAAUUUUCUAAGAGUUCUAUUGAUGAUCACGAAGAAGAUUCUACCGAAGAAACAGAAGAGCCAGCUUUGGUUAAACCAUCCACUGGCGGAUUCCCAGUGCCUCCAAAGAGAAGUUUACCUCCAAGAGCUGACGAACCAGAGGAACAAGAAGCAGAAGAAGAAGAAGAAGAAGAAGAAGAAGAAGAGAAAGAAGAAGAAGGAGAAGAGGAAGAAGAAGAAGGAAAAGAGGAUGAUGAGAAACCUAUUGAGCCACCAAUUAUAAAACCAUCAACAGGUGCAUUCCCAACGCCACCAAAGAGAAACUUACCACCAAGAGCUGAAGAAAAAGAAGAAAAAGAAGAAGAAAAAACAUCAGCCCCUACCCCUUCUUUACCAGCACGUAAUUUACCUCCUCCUCCAGCAAGAACGACAGAACCUAAACAAGAAGACGUUGCUCCUACUUCAAAACCCAAUGAAGAAAAGUCUGAAGUGAUUACAGCAGUUGCAGAAUACGACUAUGAAAAAGAUGAAGACAAUGAAAUUGAAUUUGCUGAAGGUGAUUUAAUUACUGAAAUUGAAUUUGUUGAUGAAGAAUGGUGGUCUGGUAAACACUCUAUAAGCGGUGAUGUUGGUUUAUUUCCAGCUUCUUACGUUUCAUUACAAAAUGAUUCAGGAAAAGAAGCUUCGACGACCAUUGGGAAGACUUCUACUCCUGAAACUUCGUCUACACCUUCUGGUUCUGCUGACGCCAACAAGGGUCCAUCUGCUACGGCAGAAUACGACUAUGAAAAGGAUGAAGAUAAUGAAAUUAGUUUUGCUGAGGGCGAUAAGAUUGUUGAAAUUGAAUUUAUUGACGAAGACUGGUGGUCAGGUAAACACUCCAGUAGUAGUGAAGUGGGAUUGUUCCCUGCGAACUAUGUUAAGUUAGACCAAUAA